Octodon degus (degu) is the source of this 1244-nucleotide messenger RNA. RefSeq names its product 1-acylglycerol-3-phosphate O-acyltransferase 2 (gene Agpat2). The record is from RefSeq and is a predicted model, not a curated record. Gene Ontology annotation, molecular function: 1-acylglycerol-3-phosphate O-acyltransferase activity. The coding region runs from base 25 to 861 and encodes 278 amino acids. The transcript is spliced from 6 exons. Gene Ontology annotation, cellular component: endoplasmic reticulum; membrane. Gene Ontology annotation, biological process: phosphatidic acid biosynthetic process. Lineage: Eukaryota; Metazoa; Chordata; Mammalia; Rodentia; Octodontidae.
CGCGGGCGGCCGUCGGGCGCGGCCAUGGAGCUGUGGCCCUGGGUGAGCGCGGCGCUGCUGCUGCUGCUGCUGGCCGUGCCGCUGUCCCGCACGGCGCGCUUCUACGCCAAACUCGGCCUUUACUGCGCGCUGUGCCUGGGCGUCUCGGCCAUGGCAGCGGGGGUCUGUGUGCUGCGCCACGGCGGCCGCACCGUAGAGAACAUGAGCAUCAUCAGCUGGUUCGUUCGGUCCUUCAAGUACGUGUUUGGCUUGCGCUUCACGGUCCAGGGCCGGCAGAAGCUGGAGGUGGACGGGCCCUGUGUCAUCGUAUCCAACCACCAGAGCAUCCUGGACAUGAUGGGUCUCAUGGAGAUCCUCCCCAAGCGCUGUGUGCAGGUCGCCAAGCGGGAGCUGCUCUUCCUGGGCCCUGUGGGCCUCAUCAUGUACCUGGGUGGCGUGUUCUUCAUCAACCGCCAGCGCUCCAGCACAGCGGUGUCCGUGAUGGCCAGCCUGGGCGAGCACAUGGUCAGGGAGAACUUGAAAGUGUGGAUCUACCCCGAGGGUACGCGCAAUGACAACGGGGACCUGCUGCCCUUUAAGAAGGGUGCCUUCUACCUGGCCAUCCAGACCCAGGUGCCUGUCAUCCCUGUGGUCUACUCCUCCUUCUCCUCCUUCUACAACCUCCGUACCAAGCUCUUCACCUCAGGAACAAUCGAAGUACAAGUUCUGGACGCUGUCCCCACCCUUGGCCUCACUGUGGGUGACGUCCCUAAACUCAUGGACACCUGCCACCAAGCCAUGAGAGCCACCUUUCUGGAGAUGUCCACGCGGCCCCAGGAGAACGGGGUGGCAGAGGGGCCCAGGGCCCAGCCAGCCCAGUAGCCCGGCUACAGGGGGUUGGGGGUCGCACGAGGCCACACGGACACAGAGGGGGCCCCCAGACUGCUGACCACCACUGUGUCGCCUCCCGGCUCUCAUUCUGGCCUCACAGCGGAAGCCCCAGAUCAAGGUUCCCAGUGUCCCCUGUGGAGUCUGCCAGGAGCAGGGACCCCCACCCUCACACCCAUGCCUCUAGGAUCCAGAGGGGGCUGAGCCAUCAGGCCUUUGGGGGGCCCCUGGGUCCAGGCCACAGCCUGUAUCAGGCUUUCAGGGAGACAGGGCUCAAAGUCAAGACUCCUGGUCUACCACAGCCCCAGCCUCCAGGGCCAUCUGCGGCACCUACGCUGCACUCGGUUCAUUUUUAUAAACGGACUCUUGGAAGUGCC